Molecule: messenger RNA, 804 nt
Organism: Olea europaea var. sylvestris
Lineage: Eukaryota; Viridiplantae; Streptophyta; Magnoliopsida; Lamiales; Oleaceae
Exons: 1
Source: RefSeq, a predicted model, not a curated record
ACAGUUAACUUUUUGCUUAUGGUGUCUGCAAUGGAAGUUAAUGCUCAGAAUCUUCGUGGGAUGACAGCAAUGGAUGUUCUGAUUCAUAGUCGAAGAGAUGUGAGGGAUGAUGAAAUUGAAGAAACUUUGAAACGUGUUGGAGCCUUUGGAUCAACGGAAAAAAAUUCAUUAGUCCAAAUUAAUCGUAAUAAAAGUAGUCCAUGCUUGAAUUUGUCCUUUGAUCACUUUGAUUUUUCCUCAAAUGUGAAGGAGAACCGUAGGAAAAAGAUGUUUAAACAGAAAGGCGAUUGGUUGGAGAAAAAACGAAGUGCAUUAAUGGUGGUGCCUUCUUUAAUUGCAACCAUGGCAUUUCAAGUCGGAGUCAAGCCUCCAAGCGGACUAUUGCAAGUUAAUGAAACUGUUAACUCACAAAGUAAUCUUGCAUUAAUAUCUCAAUUUUACAAGGUAUUAGAAUUUAUUUUCGUCCAUAAUCAUCAGAAAUUAUAUGGACCAUUCUUGAUUGCUAAUACAACAGCACUCAUCGCGUCACUCAGUAUCAUAUUAUUGUUGAUGAGUGGUUUACCAUUAAAGAGGAGAAUAGUUAUGGGGAUUUUGAUGGUGAUCACUUGGAUUGCAAUUACAGCAGUUGCAUUGAUUUAUCUCAUAUCAAUAAUUGUAGUAACACCAGAGGAAGAAAGACAAACACAAUCAUCUGUUCUUGCAGUUGGGUUUGCAGUUGUUACAUGGGUUGGCCUCAUUGUUCUCCUACUGAUUGGACACAUGAUUCGGUUGAUAAUCAAGAUGAUUAGGUUGAUAAUCAAGAUG